AUGACAGCCGGAAACACUGGAGUGGCCUCCAAGACGGCUGAAGCCUCUGGCAUGGUGGCCAUGACGGCUGGAGACUCUGGAGUGGCGGCCAUGUUGAGGUCUGGACUUUGUUCAGGGGCCAUUGUUGGCGGAUAUACCCCCUCGCCAAAUUCAAUCAAAUACAUUGUAUCGCUACAGAGCUCGAAGAGCCAGCACUUCUGUGGCGGAUCUCUGGUCCAUAAAUCCUGGGUGCUUACUGCCGCCCAUUGCAAUAUUGGGAUGGAUCAGAUGACGGUGGUGGCUGGAGACUAUACUUUAGGUGCUUAUGAGGGGACAGAGCAGUACUCCAAGCCUCUGUCACUUAUCCCGCACCCUCAGUACAACAGGAGCACCAAUAAUGCAGAUAUUAUGCUCAUCAAGCUUAGUGCGCCCAUAGAGCUGAACAGGUACAUGUCCUUCGCCCCGCUCCCGAAACAGAAUGCAGGGCUGCUGGCGGGCAGGAUGUGCCGGGUGUCUGGAUGGGGCUCCACCAGCCACAGCGGAGGUUUGACGCCCCUCACCCUGCGUACGGUCAAACUCCCCAUCGUCUCCACCUCCAAGUGCAACAGCAGUAACUCCUUCAGUGGAAACAUCACAGCAAACAUGAUCUGCGCUGGGUCCAGCACAGGAGGAAAAGAUGCGUGUAAGGGAGACUCCGGAGGGCCGCUGGUGUGUGAUGGACGUGUUUAUGGCCUGGUCCCUUGGGGAAAUGGCUGUGGAGAUUCUAGGUUUCCAGGGGUUUAUACAGCCGUGUCCAGGUUCCGCAGGUGGAUUGACCAGACAAUAUACAGCCCAUAUUCACGAUGCCUUAAGUCAGUCGGUCUUUUCAGCAGGAAAGACUAA
Sinocyclocheilus anshuiensis is the source of this 861-nucleotide messenger RNA. RefSeq names its product trypsin-like. Gene Ontology annotation, biological process: proteolysis. Gene Ontology annotation, molecular function: serine-type endopeptidase activity. The record is from RefSeq and is a predicted model, not a curated record. NCBI's taxonomy places the organism in Eukaryota, Metazoa, Chordata, Actinopteri, Cypriniformes, Cyprinidae. The transcript has 5 exons. Bases 1 to 861 code for a protein of 286 amino acids.